CACUAGAACUAGUGAGUGACCCAGAUCCAACCCACGGUAUAUUGGAAUAUUUUGCGUUGUUUCCAAUGCUCCACACACACAAUAUAUAUAUAUAUAUAUAGCCAGCCACCUCUCCAGUUCAAUCAAUCUUAUCAAACGCACACAAAAAAGAAAAUAACACAGCUCUUCUUCUCCUCCUCUUCCAAUUUUCUCGCGUUAUUAUAUAUCAGAUCUCCAUCAUGCCUUUGAAGGAGGAAUUUGAAGAGCAUGCUGAGAAGGCUAAGACAUUGCCAGAAAGUACCACCAAUGAGAACAAGCUUAUUCUUUAUGGUCUUUACAAGCAGGCCACUGUUGGCAAUGUCAACACAAGCCGUCCUGGUAUCUUCAACAUGAGGGACAGAGCAAAGUGGGACGCAUGGAAGGCUGUUGAAGGAAAAUCCACCGAUGAAGCUAUGAACGACUACAUUACCAAGGUGAAACAGUUGCUGGAAGAAGCUGUUGCUUCAGCUUAAGGCUCUGUGGUCUAUAUUGGACUAUGUAAUCUUAUUUUCCAGUGGCUUGUCUGAUUUUAGUGUUACAGCAGGUGUUUGCUUUUCCAGGCUGAAAAACAAUGCUGCUAUAAGCAUGUUUGAACCUUCUGUUAAUAAAAAACAAAUAGAAGUUUGAA
Capsicum annuum is the source of this 646-nucleotide messenger RNA. RefSeq names its product acyl-CoA-binding protein. Gene Ontology annotation, biological process: fatty acid metabolic process. The record is from RefSeq and is a predicted model, not a curated record. Gene Ontology annotation, molecular function: fatty-acyl-CoA binding. NCBI's taxonomy places the organism in Eukaryota, Viridiplantae, Streptophyta, Magnoliopsida, Solanales, Solanaceae. The coding region runs from base 219 to 491 and encodes 90 amino acids. The transcript is spliced from 4 exons.